Messenger RNA from Brassicogethes aeneus, 893 nucleotides. NCBI's taxonomy places the organism in Eukaryota, Metazoa, Arthropoda, Insecta, Coleoptera, Nitidulidae. The record is from the annotation of a GenBank genome assembly.
CUGUAAUCCAUCUGUCAGUUGAGUUGUCAAAUUGAAAAGUAACCUCUACGUGGCCGAUAUAGACAAUAUUUUUAUAAAUUAUGUUAGGAACAAUGUAUAAAGUUUUGUGUUUGUGUUUGGUGCUUUUUAGUGUAUUUUCCUCGAGUUUAGCCUAUUUUAUUACGGUGGAUGCCGAUGCAGAAGAAUGUUUUUUUGACAAAGUGGAAGCUGGAACGAAAAUGGGUCUGACGUUCGAGAUAUCGGAAGGCGGGUUCUUGGACAUAGACGUGCGCAUCCUGGGCCCCGACGGCAAAGUGAUCUACCAGGGCGAGCGGGAAACUUCGGGGAAGUACACGUUCGCCGCGCACACCGCCGGCGUCUACACCUACUGCUUUAGCAACAAGAUGUCGACCAUGACGCCGAAAGUGGUCAUGUUCAACAUGGCGGUGGGCGAGCCCCACAAGGCAGAGGGCGCUGACGGCGAGACGGCCAACAAGCUGGAGGAGAUGAUCAGGGAGCUGAGCGCUUCUUUGACAGGAGUAAAGCAAGAACAAGAAUACAUGCAAGUAAGAGACAGAAUACACAGAAGCAUCAAUGAAAGUACAAAUUCAAGGGUUGUGAUGUGGUCAUUUUUCGAAGCCCUUAUUUUGGUAUGCAUGACUUUAGGGCAAAUUUACUACCUGAAAAGAUUCUUUGAAGUUAGGAGAGUGGUGUAGAGUACUUGAAAGACUUGUUUUUAUUUAUUAAUGUUAAUUUUUUCGUUGAAUUUUCCGCGAUUUAUUGUCCUUGUUUUUUGUACAUUUUGAGAAACCAUCAAUUUUUGCCACUCGCCAUUCUAAACAGGAUUCCGAUAAGAUCUUAUUUUUUGUAUAAAAAAAAUGUAAAGUAUGUAAUAAAUUUUUUUAUGAGACCUA